UAAUGACCUGUCUCUUUAAGGACACACGUCCUGCUCCAAAUAAAGACAGCAGCUCCAUGUUGUCCGCCUGUGUCGUCGGUAGAAGAGGCUGAGAUUCCCCGGUCGAAAUGGCAGACGCUCUGGCUAAAAUCCCCGAGGUGGAGAUCGAUCCAGAGGGAACCUUCAAGUACAUACUGGUCAGAGUGAAAGUGAAAGAUGGCGAUUCGCAUAAAGACAUAGUGCGCGGCACUAAGAGUGCAGAGUACCACAAUCACAUAUUUGAGAAGGUCGCUCCAUCAAUGGAGGCCUUGGGAAUGGAGUGUAAAUGCUUAGGAGGAGGGAAAAUUGAGCACAACAGCCAAGAGAAAAAACUAAGGGUGUUUGGAGAAUCAACUGCCUUUGGCAAAGCAGACCAUUCUGUAACUGCGGAGAAGUUGAAGAUUGUCUUCAGCAACUAUGACAUCACCUGGUCCGAUGACAAAAAAUAGAGUAAACCUGCAUCAGAGUUGAAAUGUAUGCCUUAAUUUAUUUUCAAAUUAAUUAUUUUAAAAAGGAAGACAAAACAACAACAACCAGAAAUGUUUUGACCCUUCUGUGCAACCAUUUUUGAAUUGAAAUACACCAUUUUGCAUUGAA
Solea solea (common sole) is the source of this 615-nucleotide messenger RNA. Gene Ontology annotation, cellular component: cytosol. Gene Ontology annotation, molecular function: protein histidine phosphatase activity. Lineage: Eukaryota; Metazoa; Chordata; Actinopteri; Pleuronectiformes; Soleidae. The record is from RefSeq and is a predicted model, not a curated record. The coding region runs from base 108 to 467 and encodes 119 amino acids. The transcript is spliced from 3 exons. Gene Ontology annotation, biological process: peptidyl-histidine dephosphorylation.